AUGGAAUAUGCAGCUUCUUGUGGAAAACUAGAGAUUGUCAUGUGGCUCUAUGAGCAAGAGAUAGAAAGACAGGAGAAGGGCAUGAACAGUAGAGAGAUGAAGGAAGUGAUUGUACAUAUGGUACAACCACUAGAGAAUCAGCUACAGGUGCUCAAUUGGGUUGCAGUGUUUCCUAGAGAGAAAUACUUUCGAGAAGGGUUUGCAUCAAGAGCAGGUCUUUUAGCUGCCAUCUAUGAUCAACGUGAUCCUUUACUACCAUGGAAUGAUAUGGAAGCAUUGAAUACACUAUUUGAAAGAAGAAGGUAUCGAGCUUUGGAUACAGCUGCUGCUCAAGGUGAUUUGACAAUGGUCACGAAAUUACAUGAAGAUGGAAGAUGGCCUUGUACUAGUUUUGCAAUGGACAUGGCUGCUGCAAAUGGACAUUUGGAAGUUGUCAAGUUUCUGCAUGAACAUCGUAGAGAAGGAGGAACUGCAGUUGGAAUGUGCAGUGCGGCAGGUAAUGGACAUUUACCAGUCGUGCAGUGGCUCUAUGAGAAUCGAAGUAGCGAUGGAUGCCGCCCGAUGGUCUUGGAUCUAGCAGCUACUAAUGGUCAUAUUGAGGUACUGCGCUGGUUGGCGCCUCGCUUCACGCAGUUCUCAUGCUCGCCUGCGUUUUUACCAAGCGUCGCAACUCAUGGCAACAUUAAGACGUUGCAAUAUCUCCAUGAAGAAAUGGAAAUGCCACUGGACCAACGUACUCUCGAAGCUGCUAUUGGAUCGGGGCAUUUUGAGCUUGUGAAAUAUGUUUCUGAUCGGAUUUCGGCUGAAGCGAAGCACACAUUGUCUCCUACAACUACUGAAAAGGCGGCUGCAAGUGGCAACCUCGAAGUGUUGGCAUUCGUCGUUGAGCGGCUUGGCCUUUGGUCGCCACGAGUAUUGAUUGCUGCAGCUUCUACAGGAAAUGUUGAGAUGGCGGAAUGGAUUGUCAAGCGAAUGGACGGUUUUCUAGCAGAACCACAGGAGGUAGUCUUGGUGCGGGAGCGGCGAGACCGCGCUGCCACAUCUAUCGUCAUCGAUACAGCGCUAUUGGAUCCGUCUUCUGCUUUGACCAAACGGCGAGUGUCUUAUGAUAACAUCACAUCAGCUGACUGUGCGUGGCCGCUGAACAUCGUGGACGGCAGCACACUAUAUCGCUGUGCAUCGCUUCGUCACUUUAACAUGGUUGAGUGGUUACUUAAACACAGAUUGACUUCACCGAGCUUUUCAAUAUUUAUGAAAGAAUCCGAAAUUAGCAUGCGCUCCGUAGCUAAGCGAGGUACUACCGACGACGAGUCAUUUGAUGCAGUUGAAUUGUUUGGCGGUUGCAAUGGUGAUACGAGUGCUGGUAUAACGGAUACAUCUACUGCAAUGCCAAUUGCAACGGCAAACCGCAGCGAUAUUGGACUGAAUGGGAAUGGUGGUGCGAAUCGCAUUGCCGGUGCCCGAUCAACCAUUGAUGGCAAGCAGUCUGAACUCGAGCCUUUUGCUUGGGCUCUUCCCGCAAAGACAAAUCCAUAUUGGCAAACCAAGCUCGUGCAUCUUGUUGUACAGUAUUGUCCGGAGUCAUCGUUGAAGCUGGAAUGGCUGCCGUUGUGGGCGGCUCAGCGUGGUGACUUGUUUGUGCUGAAGCAGCUCUAUUCUGUAAAGCACCCACAACUGUUCACACAGCAGACAUUUACAGCUAUUAUGCGCUACACGAAAGCUGGAGAUGCUCUGCAAUGGUUUCAAACGCACAGCCCAAUUCUCAUGGGCGACCCAUCCAUUGUGGAAUGGGGCGUGAAAUAUCGUCAGUUUGUAUACCUCACGUACGUGUUCCUCGAUUUCCAGCCCGUACGAACUGAAGAGCGAUUUCGUCAGCAUGGCGUCGAGUAUGCCCUCCACGUGGCGAGUGCUUUGGGUCACCUUGACGUCGUGACAUGGAUAUGUGGGAACUGCGAGAUCUUUUUGAAAGUUCCAGCAGCGGAGCUUCAUGCAAAGUUAGGAAGACUCACGAUCUGGAAGGACGCACUGCUUGCUGCUGCGCGUUGUGGGCAGAUCGGUAUUCUAGCAUGGCUGCACGAAAAGUUUACAUUUUUCCGCAAGGUACCUGACAGUCCUCGUAAAAUGGCAGUCGUCAGGUCUAUGGCCGAUGCCGCCGCUGGAUACGGCCAAUUGCGUGUCCUGCGCUGGCUUCGAUCGACAGUUUGCCCUCAAAUGGUAUCUCACAAGGACAAGUGUGCUACGCCUGACGAUUUAGCAGCCACUGAUGCAUCGACAAGGGUGAAAACUAGCUUUGUUUCAACUAGUGGGCUCCUGGAGGCCAUGGUAAAUUGUCACGUGGAUGUGGUGCAAUGGGUUUGUGCUGUUGAUGUUGAACUAGUGAGCCAGCAAACUCCAAAUCGUCGUGGAGAGCUUGCAACUUUUCUUCGAGAAGAGGCUGACGGAUUUGUAUCGUCCAAGUUAGGAUUUGUUUUCCCACCACUUUGA
Messenger RNA from Peronospora belbahrii, 2484 nucleotides. The record is from the annotation of a GenBank genome assembly. Lineage: Eukaryota; Oomycota; Peronosporomycetes; Peronosporales; Peronosporaceae.